Molecule: messenger RNA, 1029 nt
Organism: Geodia barretti
Lineage: Eukaryota; Metazoa; Porifera; Demospongiae; Tetractinellida; Geodiidae
Source: the annotation of a GenBank genome assembly
AUGCUCAAAUACUUACUCAGUCUCUUCUCCGUUGAUCUGGCGGUAGACCUCGGGACCGCCAACACCCUGAUCUACACCCAGGAGUCGGGAAUCAUUCUGCGCGAGCCUUCGGUGGUGGCGAUGAACACGGUCACGAAACGGGUGGAAGCGGUCGGGGCCGAGGCGUACGACAUGGUCGGCAAGACCCCCGGCCACAUCAAGGCCAUCCGCCCCAUGCAGGACGGGGUGAUCGCCGAUUUCGAGGCUGCCGAGCGGAUGAUCAGCCACUUCGUGCAAAAGGCGCUGGGCCGGCGCCGGUGGGCCGCCCCCCGCAUGGUGGUCGGCGUGCCUCUCCGAAUCACGCCGGUGGAACGGCGGGCGGUGCGGGACAGCGUGCUCCGGGCGAGGGCCAGCGAGGUAUUCCUCGUGCAGCAGCCGAUCGCCGCCGCCAUCGGCGCCGGACUGGACGUCACGACCCCCAUCGGGUGUUGCGUCGUGGACAUCGGCGGCGGAACGACCGACAUCGCGGUGAUUUCCCUUUCGGGGAUCGCUGCCGGCACUUCGGUGCGUGCCGCCGGCGACAUGUUCACCCAGGGAAUCAUCGAACACCUGCGCCGGUCCCAUGGCCUGCUCGUGGGAGAGCGGACGGGAGAGCGAAUCAAGAUGGCGCUCGGCAGCGCCCGACCGGGCACGCAGGCGCGCAGCAUGGAGAUCCGCGGGCGGGAUCUUUCCCGGCUUUCCCCGGCCACGCUGACGGUGACCGACCAGGACAUCCGGGCGGGUUUGAGCGGCCCGCUGCAGCAGCUCCUUACCGCGGUGGCGAACGUGCUCGAGAAAGUCGAACCCGAACUCUCGGCCGACCUGGUGGAGAACGGAAUCCUCCUGACGGGUGGGGGUGCGCUGCUCGAGGGACUUCCCGAGCUGCUCGCCGAUGAGACGAACCUGGCGGUCAAGGUGGCCGAACACCCGCUCGAUUGCGUCGUGAACGGCGCCGGGGUCAUGCUGGAGCGCAUGGACCUGCUCCAGCAGGUUUCGAGGCAUGACGGGUAG